ACUGACGCAGAUAUUUGAUCUAGGGUGCUGUGCCUUCUGCUCUGCAUAGAUUUGCGUUCUUCGGGGAUGCUGAAGCGUCUUGUGGUGUCUUCUGUCGUAGUAGGCGGGUUGAGUAGUGUGGCGGUGAUGUUCAGGUGUUUUGCGAAGAGAGCGAGAGUUUUGAAAUAGUUGAAUUGUUUUGAUUUGUGGUGGAUUCAAUGGUUAUAAAUUUUAUUGAAAUAUCGUUUGUAGUGUGAUGUUUUGUAAAGUGAAAAAGGUUCACAUCAGAAUGGAGAAAAACAACAGUAAAAUAUCCGGAUAUUUGGAGAAAAAAGGAAAAAUGAAAAUGAUCAGUUGUUAUAAAAAAUACUGGUUCGUACUAGAAGGUGGACUUCUCCUCUACUACAGAUCCAAGGCCGACUACGAGACGAUUUCUCCCUGCAAGGGAUCCAUCAAUUUAGGACCACCCUGUAACAUCAAACCGUGUGCUUCAACGACAGGAGUUUUUCAGAUUCAAACUCGAACUGCCGCAGUUACUCUGAGAGCGGAAAACCGUGAAGAACAAAACAGAUGGAUGCAAGCCCUCAUGUCCGAAAUAAAUCCGAACAAAAACCAACAGAGAAUGAGCCAUUUUCGAUAUUCCAUGGACGAUUUGCAGCAGAAAGAACCAACGGAGACCAAAAAACAAACACCACCAACCAACAACCACCAAAGACAAAAUAUACCACCGAAAAAUGAAGACCCAAAUAGUCAAAUAACAACGGACGUUAUCAUACAGAGGCUCCAGAAAAUGGGCGCACAAUCCUGCAUACCGCAAGGCACGCCAAAAAAAUUACCGACCGCAAGAAAAACUCCACGUGAAAUCUCCCAGAGUAUCGAAAACUUGUCAAGAGUUCUAGAAAACACAGAAUAUGCCGACUUGAUGCAAAACAGUGACUAUGACGUGCAUUCACAAACUUGCAAUCAGUCCUCCGACCACAUAUACGAAAGAAUAAAAGCGGAACUCAUAGAUAACACCAUAUACAGCGUGCCUGAUAAGAGCUGCCGUCAGAAAACAAAAAAAUAUAUGACGUUGCCUGACAAAGCUUAUAGCUCUCUAAGAAUAAGGUCACUGAGCGACGCAAAAAGGCCGAUUACUUUCAUCCUAGAAAACGAUACCUACUCUGUCAGUAUUCAUCAAAAAAUCAACGAAGAUCAUGAAGAAGAAAUCGAAAACAAGCAGCAAGUAACUGAUGCUCUCUGGGUAGAAAACGACCAAUACGCCUACACGAAUCCUAGAACAGACCAAAACGAAAACGAAGUCAUUGCAUCCGACAGUUCCGAGGAAAACGGAUACUCAGAAAUAUCCGAACUUUUCCAAAAGCCAGCAGAAAAUUCAGAACAUGCCUUGACCUUGAACACAACAAUCGAGCAUCAUGAACAAAAGAAGAAACCAAGCAAGAGUAAAACCAAAGAAAAAAGGAAAGACGAUGGGGAGAAAAGCGGCUCGAAGCUGGUGAAAAGGCCCAGUUUCUUGCGAAGGGUCUGGAAGAGGAAAGGGAAACACAAGACGAAAGAAAAUGAAGCUGAUGACGUCAUAUACGAGAGUGUACCGUCAGCUGUCGUGGAGAAGUUGGCUGCUGUGAAUGACGGGACGGCAGUGCAGAUGUUGACAGAACUGCAGAAUAUCCUUGAAAGCAAAAUGCCCAUUAUCAUUCGGCAGAUCACUAGCGAUGUAGGAUCCACCAUAAAUUCUCCAAAAUCUGAAACUAGUUCCGACUACAAAUCUGAAAGCAUCAUAGAAAAUGAUUUAUAUUGUGACAUUAAUGACCUACAACUACAAGAAAUCGACUCUCCGCCGGUACCCCCGAAAUCCCGGCAAAUAGACACCCCCUACCCAUUCCACGACAUCCCCCCUAACGUUAGACCGAUCGACCUGCCGGCCAAAAAGACAACAUCACCUUCGGACAACCUCAAAAGCAUCGACGAUAUCCUCCAAGACCUCGAAGAAGAACAACCCCACAACAACAACAACAACAACAACAACAACGUGAAACGGCUGAUAAAACGUUUCAGCGACCACGAAGACCCCGAGAACGAAGUGGUGCUCAGAGGGGGCAGGCAAUGUCAAAGUCACGUGUACAGGGACGACAUCGAACAAGACGAGUUGAGCAGAUUAUUGGAGGAGCUUGCCAAGGUGGCCAGCGCUCCCAUUCUGAAGCCUGGAGUCACUACCAGUCUGGAUGUGUCCAAUCUGGAUGAUUUAGAGUUGAAGAAAUUGCUACCCGGAAGAAGACGUCGUUUCUCGGAGCCAGAUUAUGAUGUUCCAAGGCCACACAAAUCGUUGACUAUACUACCGAGAACUGAGGCGAAUUCGGAAGCCAUUAUUGGUUCCACGAGGUUUUUCGGGCCAAUAUUGAAACCGUCAGACAUGGUUGCGAUCAGCGGGGAAUCGUCUGAUGACCCCUCCACACUGAAUAGCAUUACCCCCGAUUCUCUGGAGGCAUCCCCAGUACCAAAACCGAAAACAGAUAGAGAUCAAAGACGCGAAACUGAGACAGAGCCCACUUAUUACAAGUCCCAUCAUUAUUACAAAUUCACCGAUCCGAAACAGUACAAUAAUUCCAGAACAUCGGAGAACUGUGCGAAAAUUCUCCAAGAACCCAGACGGACUAGUUUCAUUGUGGAAAAUGAUAUUUACGAUGAAGUUCAGUGUUUCCAUAAGGUUCAUAAAACAGAUGGACACAAAAGAAUGGAGAUUCCAAGUGAAGGGAAUGGAUGCGAGAGUGAAGAGUUUGUCGAUUCUUUGGAAGUUUGUAAAAAUGAGGUUUCUACUGGAUUUUGAAAAAUCGUACUCGCAUAUUAUGUAAGUUUCAAGUUCUCAAAGAAUACUAAACUUGUCAGUCUGAAAAGAAAACAUCAUGUUUUAUUAGGACAAGACUCAUUAGUUACCAAAAAUACCAAACUAUGUUUUCCUAGGAAAUAUGUUAUAUGUCAUGUAUAUCUAAUCCCACAUUUUUUCAUGAACUUUUGUUAUUCACAUGUUUCUAUAGGACAUUAUACUAAGCCAAAGAAUUUAUAUCUAGUAUGUUUUUUGUACUUGUUAUAAUACCUGCAUUGUGGUGUUGACUAUUCUGAGAAAAUUGAUAAUAAACUAAACUACUCAACACUAAUUUCGUCGCACACCAAAAUGUCGCCACUGUUAUAAUGUGAAUAACUUUUUUCAGUUUAGAACAAUUUGAAUUUGGUUCACACUGUUCGAUAGUCCAGUCGUUCAGCUAUAAUCUCGUACUUCAUUGAAACAUAAGGGUAUUCACAUAAAAUCUCUACAUGGUGUUUUCCGACACUGUGCAAAAUUUCGGAAUAUUCAAAAGGCUCUCAAAUGGUGAAAACAUUUUUUUUCUCAACUUCGACAACAGAGGCGAAUCAACUUCCUAUCUCUCUUAUUUACAGAGUGAUCUCAAAAAAAUCAACUUUUUGGUUUUGCAGCCAUACCUUUUUUCCACGUCAACCGAUUUUACAAAUCUUAGGCUCAUUUUGAAGAUAAAACUUCAGAUGAAGAGAUCAGAAUAUCAUAAUUGACUCAAGAUAGCUAUCAGAGAUCUAGAGUUUUCUUGAAAGUGACCCAAAUCUGGAACGCCCUCCGAAUCUCGGUUGGGAGGAGAAUUGAAUGAAAAUCAAACUUGUUCUCGGAAAAACAAUUUAUUCUGGAUGCGUCCAUAUUUUCCUCGCUCUCAGUAGUCAAGAAUUGUGCGUGAGAAAACACAAUUGAAACAUGUUCUUGCAAAAAUAUCAGACCGUUUCUCCUCUGUAAUGCAUGGCCCGUAACCAACGUUACAAGAAUCACAAUGGACUGACAAACCCGACCAGCUAAGGCUCAUCAUAAAUGGUGUACCAACAACCCUAUGCGGUCUCGCAUUGUCAUCAACGAGAACAAAGUUGUCACCCACAUUCGCGUUAGAUGCGGCAUCGAAACUAUCGAAAUCUGUUUAUGAUUCGAAAACGACCUCUAACCUGACUUUUCAGUCACUUACUCUGAUUCUUGUAACGUUGGUUACGGGCCAUGCAUUACAGGGGAGAAAUGGUCUGAUGUUUCGGCAAGAACAUCUUUCAAUUGUGUUUUCUCACGCACAUUCUUGACUACUGAGAGCGAGGAAAAUAUGGACGCAUCCAGAAUGUAUUGUUUUUCCGAGAACACGUUGAUUUUCAUUCAAUUCUCCUCCCAACCGAGAUUCGGAGGGCGUUCCAGAUUUGGGUCACUUUCAAGAAAACUCUAGAUCUUUGAUAGCCAUCUUGAGUCAAUUAUGAUAUUCAGAUCUCUUCAUCUGAAGUUUUAUCUUCAAAAUGAGCCUAAGAUUUCUAGUAUCGGUUGAAGUGAAAGAAAGUUAUGGCUGCAAAACCAAAAAGUUGAUUUUUUGAGAUCACUCUGUAAAUAAGAGAGAUAGGAAGUUGAUUCGCGAAAUAUCUCGAGGUAAUGAGAUCAUCUUCAUGCCUCUGUUGUCGAAGUUGAGAAAAAAAAUGUUUUCACCAUUUGAGAGCCUUUUGAAUAUUCCGAAAUUUUGCACAGUGUCGGAAAACACCAUGUAGAGAUUUUAUGUGAAUACCCUUAUGUCUCAAUGAAGUACGAGAUUAUAGCUGAAGGACUGGGCUAUAACAGGGGCGACAUUUUGGUGUGCGACGAAAUUAGUGUUGAGUAGUUUAUAUCAUAAGACGUUCGUGUUUCUUUAAUAAUGUAAUGUACCAAUACCUAUCUUAAAGUCCAAUAAAAAAUUCCAAAAAAGCACAUAGAGUUUACCCAUUUCAAACACAGAUGCGAUGUUUAUCAAUUUAUAAUAUUAAGGGUGGUUUGCUUAUGGAGCAAAAUUUCUACUCCCCUCGGUAUAUCAACAGUAGUGUGAUAAUUUUGUGGUAUUUUUCUCAUUUGACUCAAGAAAAACAUAAAAUCGGGUUUAUUGAAUUUUUUAUUAAGAAUAUAUAAGAACAUCGAACAUUAACAUAAAAGUACAAUUACCUACUUUCUCCGUGCUGUUUUUUUAUUUCCGCCUUUCCCUUUGAGUCUUUUCCGCACACCUGUGGCUCCCUCUGUAUCAUCGUCUUCAUCCCCGCCUUUUUUCCUCUUCCCCUUUUUAUCACUUAGAUCUUUUAUUUCCUGAAUAA
Messenger RNA from Phaedon cochleariae (mustard beetle), 5115 nucleotides. NCBI's taxonomy places the organism in Eukaryota, Metazoa, Arthropoda, Insecta, Coleoptera, Chrysomelidae. The record is from the annotation of a GenBank genome assembly.